Punica granatum (pomegranate) is the source of this 910-nucleotide messenger RNA. The record is from RefSeq and is a predicted model, not a curated record. NCBI's taxonomy places the organism in Eukaryota, Viridiplantae, Streptophyta, Magnoliopsida, Myrtales, Lythraceae.
CCUCGCCUAUUCCCUCCUUCGCCGCGCAGACAUCCCUCCUCUCUUCCAAUCCCGCAACUCCUCUCCUUCUCUCUAAGCUUUGCAUUUCCCGUCGGUUCUACUUCUUUCUGCUUGGGGUUUCCGCUCAGUUCAUCGAAUCAAUGGCAGGCAGAGGAAAGACGCUGGGUUCGGGUACGGCGAAGAAAGCGACUUCGAGGAGCAGCAAGGCGGGGCUCCAAUUCCCGGUCGGCCGUAUAGCUCGUUUCCUCAAGGCUGGCAAGUAUGCUGAGCGCGUCGGUGCCGGUGCUCCGGUGUACCUUGCCGCUGUCCUCGAGUACCUCGCUGCUGAGGUUCUUGAAUUAGCAGGCAACGCUGCCCGGGACAACAAGAAGACAAGAAUCGUCCCCCGGCAUAUCCAGCUCGCAGUCAGGAACGACGAAGAGCUGAGCAAGCUCCUUGGGGACGUAACGAUUGCCAACGGAGGUGUGAUGCCCAACAUCCACAAUCUCCUGUUGCCCAAGAAGACAGGAACCUCAGGCUCCAAGGCCUCUGCUGACGAAGAUUAAGUUCCAAGGCCUCCGUGUUGUGACCCCACUCAGAUGUUUACAUUCUAGCGUUAGUCUUAGCUUAGUUUUUUGCUUUUCACUCCAAGAUUUGGGGUUGUGUUGUCUUAGGUUGUUUCGGGUGUUUGGUUAGGUGGGCGUUUGAUUUUUCAGGUGAUAGUGUUGUGAAUAUUUGUCCGAACUCCGUAGCUUUUGUGUUCGCUGCUUAUUGAUGAUACAGGAAAUUGUUAAAGUUCCAUCAUCUGCAACUGUCCCUUUUGGUUGUAUAUUAUGCAAGAUAAUGAUCCUUCUGUUGUCAAGAGGGAACCUUUAUUGGUCAGGAAGUUUUCAGUUCAUCAAAGCAAUGAGAUUGAUGUUGAGGUCGAGAA